AGCAUUUAUUAUCAGUAAUGGGAGUUAAUUUUUAUUACUGCGUUGAAAUAAUAAUAAAUAAAACAAGUAGCAUUUGUUAAUAGUAAAAUAAAGAGUACAGUAGAUUCGAGAAUGAAGACGAUAAUGAGAAGAAAAUGUUGUCAUGAGUUUGUGUCCUCAUUCCUAGCUUCCUUAACUCUAUCUAUAAUCCGCUGCACUUGGUAGAAGGGAAAAAAAAACUUCCUAAGUUUUAAGUUCAUUAGAUUUGUUUGGAAAAGUGUUCCCUCGUAGAGAGAGAUAGAAAAAAAAAUGUCUUGUUGAAAGCCCAUCUCAUGAUUUUCCCCAGCUCAAAGGUUACAGUCGAGCGCGCAUGUGCUCAUGGGUAUGGGGAGAAGGAGAAAUGCCCCCAUUCUAGGGAAGUAGUGUAGUGGUUUUGCGAAAGAGGGUCGGGGAUCGGCGAGAGAAAGAGAGUGAGAGAGAGGGGGCGCGAAAUGGAGAAAGGACGAAGGACGGCGUCGUCUGAAGUCUAGCGCUAGGCCUCCCUGGCCUUGCGUUCCUCCCAUAUAUCAAAUAUUAGUUGACGAUAAUUAUUGGAUUUGAAAUCUACAUCUAUGUGAUAACUACACAUCCUGAGCACAAUUCCAAGCUAAAUUAUAUCAACAGAAACUCUGUAGUAGCAUGGAGCAUUAAAUGAAGAAUGGAAACUAAGACUUCUGAAAGACGUUACAAUACUAGAUUUCGAGGUGUGCCAAGAUCAGUUUUCACUUAUUCCCGAAAGAAGUCUACUGCAAAGUCAAAUGAUGAGAACCAUCUACAAAAUGACAUCCGAAAUGAUUUUGUUUACACAAAAUUGGGCAAGAAACCCAAUCAAAAGGAACCAACUAGUCCCCCAAAAUCAAAAAUCAAAGCAGAAUCUUUUACGUCUGUUAAAACUGAAUCAAUAUCUUCUGAAAUGGGCACAAAAGUCACACAGAAUGGCACUCAUAAGUCACCAGCUGAACCAAAAAAAGAGGUGCCACCACUUAAAAUCAAAGAUGUACCUGCAAUCAAAAACAAAGAAACAUUACUCAAAAAGAGAGAAAUAUCACAUAAAAGGACAGACGUUUCUCCUCUUCAAUCAAAAAUUCUUGCAAACGAAAAAAAUGAAUUUUCAAAAACAGAACAUAAAAAAUCUUCAGCAACUGAUGACAAAGAAUCAAAUUCUCCUGAAAGUGAUAUAAAAUUGAUCGAGAUGAAGAAAGAAGUAAUUGAAAAUCAAAACAAGCUUAUCAAAACUGAAGUACAAUCGGAAGAAGUUUCACCUUUAGUAAUUAAUCUAAAAGAUGCCCCUUCCCCCGAACACGAUAAAAAUGAUUUAAGUUCUGAGCCAUACCCGAAUUCCGAGAAUGAAAUGGAUGGUGAUGAAAUUAUCUACGAUCCUAAAUCGCUGGUUGACGAUCCCAAUUUUAUUUCUGAAAAUGGAGGGAAGUCUGUUUGGAUUACAUCAAAGGAAAAACUUAGUUGGGAUAGAUCAGCUGUUGCUAGCUACAAUCCUAAAACUAAAAUGUUUCGUUGUGUUGCGUGCCAAGCAGUUGGUUUUAUGUCUAGAAUUGGCGAGCAUUACUUAGGAACGCAUUGUAAUGCGAAAGUUUUUCACUGUCCUCAAUGUUCUUAUUGCAGUGCAUGGUGGAGGUGUGUUAGAAUCCACAUGAGUAAAAACCAUGGAGUUUCUAAUGCCCCUGCCUCUAUAUGGAAAAACCAGCCGUUAUUAGAUGAAAUAAUGCAGAUUCUUCAAAAUUUGAAACAAAGUGUGGAUUGCGAGGAUAAGGUUGAAAGGGUCGCUGAAAAUAGCGGGAAAAGGUAUAUCUGCCCCAAAUGUCCUUAUGCCACAGAUCGGCGAGAUCUUUAUAACAGACAUGAAAAUAUCCAUCGUGAAGAAAAGCCCUUUCAGUGUUAUAUUUGUUAUAAACUUUUUAAUAGAGCUGAUCAUGUUAAAAAACAUUUCUGCCGCAUUCAUAAAGAAUUUCAUUACGAUAUUAAUUUAAUUCGACGCUUACCUUCAAAGCGUAGUAAGAUUCCCGUUAGUCCUUUAAAUGGUUUAAAUUCUGUUGCUGGACGAGACAUAACUGGGUCCUCGAACGGCUUGAUAAAUCCUCCUGUACCUGUUACCCAAUCACAGUUGUUAAAUUGUUUAAUUGGUUCUCCUACAAUGGUCCAAGUGAAGAGAGAAAUCGAUCAGAUGCCAGAUAUUUCAAAGAAAGAUCCACUUUUAAACGAAAGCAAAAAUGACAAUACUUUUAACAAAUCACACAGUAACUUACUCACUUUUUUAACUCAGAAUGCAUUUUCACCUAAACCUAUUAGUAAACCUACACCUGUAAGAAACACAGACACGCCAAUAAAGGAUAUUUUACACGAUGCUCUUGUAAAACCUCCAGGUUAUUCUUCAUUUCAAAGCUCCCAACCAAAGAGUUACAAUUGUGCCUAUUGUCCAUGGAAUGGUCCUAAUGCAUGGGCACUUCGCCUUCAUACUUCAAUGCACUACAAAACAUGUUGUGUAUUAUGUAAUUUUAAGUCUACAGAAGCUUCAGACUUAGAAAAUCACAUGUGGGAAUGUCAUAAAAAGAGAUCCUGUAACAAGUGCAAUUUCCUUGCCGACAGUCUGUUAGCACUAGAUGCUCAUAUGAGAGAAGUACAUUUUCUGAAGCCCCAGUUUUCAUGUCGUCAUUGUUCUCAGUCAUUUGAAGUACGAUCAGACAUGGAAGCUCACUGCAUUUUCAUUCAUAAUCAAGUUUUGCAAGAAUGCAAAGAUAAUGGUUGCGACUUUUGUACCACAGAUCCAGAAAUAUUACAAGUUCAUAAAAAAGAAAACCAUAGCUCAUCUUCUACUACACAAGAUCCGAGUGCCUCAAGAACCCUGUGCCUCUACUGUGGAUGCGAUUUUGCAGAUCCUCAGUCACUCUCCUUGCAUGAAGAACUUUUUCACGAAAACCCUCUUCAAGUUGCUGGUCGUCGUCCACUCAAUCCUUACGGCUGUGCAGUGUGUGGCUACUCCACUCCGAAGCAGCCGAUGAUGAUGGAACACAUGCGAAUCCACACUGGCCAAACACUUCGCUGUCAAGCCGGUGAUGGCUGCAACUUCAACACACCAUAUGACACCGUUCUCAGGGAGCAUGUGCUGCAGAGUCACAGUAAUGACGAUGGUGUCGUACGAUGUCCUCACUGUGGCUUUCGCUGUAGCACAAGAUUUUCAUUUGUUACUCAUUAUAAAGAACUUCAUCACCCAUUUUGUUGCCAGCUGUGCGAAGAAAUAGAACACAAGCAUUUUGUUUCACCCCCGGCCACUUCUUAUCUGGACUCCUCUGUCAAGACCAUGUUCCCUUUUGCGAAAAAAGUGAGCUCAACUCCUACUAGCAGCGUAGAGAAGUCCAGUGAAGAAAAUGGUAGGCGUUCCCGUAAACAGACACAGCCGAGAAAAGUUAUCGUACAGGACACUUCACCGAGUGAACAGAGAAUAGAGAAAACGCCAUCUAGAAAAGAAACGAGAAACACUAGUUCCCAGAGAGAAUUUAUAUCUUUAUAUAUAAAGAAAGUUAGAAAACUAGCUCAAGGAUCACUUUUAAAAUGUAGGAUUUGUGUAAAAAGUCCAAUAUAUUUUAGGCAUAAACGAAAUUAUGUACUUCACAGGCAGUGGCAUUGUCUGAAGAAAUACAACUGCAACAAGUGCAUUCAAACUUUUUGCCAUCGCUACCAGGUGCUUUUACAUCAGAGAGAACAUAAAAAAAGGACCCAACAUUCUUAACUGUAUUUGUGUUUAUGUAAAUGCUUUGUAUGCUGAUGAAUUGGUAUCGGUUAUGUUUAUUCUUAAAUGGGUUGCUGGGAUUAAUAAUGAACCAUUGCUCUGUGUUUAAGUCAUACAUUUAGGUUUGCCUUUUUUUUUUUUUAAUUUUUAAAUUAGCGUGUCUGGUGUUCAGCUGCAUCUUUUUUUGAGAAAUAUUGUUUGCUAGUAUGUCAGUGUUAGGCAUGUGAUAAUUUCCAAGGUCCUGCUCUUGCAAAUGUGAUAAUUUUCUGGCCUGGAAUUUAAAAAAAAGAAAAAGAAAGCUAUAUAUAUAUGUAUAAUUUGAUCCUUAAAAGUAUAAACUAGUAUUAUGAAAGGUUUAAAAACUGAAAAAAAACUUCUAAAAUGAAACAAAUUUAUUUAUUUUUGAACACACUGCCUGCUGAACCAUUAUUCUGACAGUCAGUGUGAUCAAAAAACUUUUUGCUUAAAAGCAAAACAUAGAAAACAAAACCGGUGAAUUUUGUGGAAUGAAAAUUUAUUACUAUAUAUAUAUAUCUUCAUAUUGAAUUAUUGUUACAUUUGAUAUUGAUAGUUGAAAUGAGAAGUUGUACUAUAUGUUAUAUAAAAAUAAUGUGUGGGGCUUCUUUUGUUUGUUUUCUAUUUUUUAAAUUGGGUCUGUGUGUCAUGUUUUGAGAGAUAAAGCUGUUCUCUUUCAGCAAAAAAGCAAAAAUAUAUAUCAGUUCCUCUUGCACUUGCUCAUGUUUGUGUUUAGAUUUUACAAUAUAUUGAAGUAUCUAAGAGAGAACAUAUUCAUAUCAGAUUUUUAUGUAUGCCAUAUUUUGUGCAUUUGUGCUCGCAUUCUAUUUACUCAAUAUCCCUAAUAUUGAGUAAAGGUACUCAAUAUCCCUUAUAAACAUGG
This is a messenger RNA of Parasteatoda tepidariorum (common house spider), 4658 nucleotides long. RefSeq lists its product as uncharacterized. Gene Ontology annotation, biological process: regulation of transcription by RNA polymerase II. The record is from RefSeq and is a predicted model, not a curated record. Gene Ontology annotation, cellular component: nucleus. Gene Ontology annotation, molecular function: RNA polymerase II cis-regulatory region sequence-specific DNA binding; DNA-binding transcription activator activity, RNA polymerase II-specific. Lineage: Eukaryota; Metazoa; Arthropoda; Arachnida; Araneae; Theridiidae.